CAGAGUUACCAAGAAGAGCUGGAAACACCUGAUGGUAUCUUUGGGACAAUCCGCUCCAUAUUACUGCCCUCUUUACUGUCGCAAGAUAAAUCUACCUCCAGGCUUCAUCACUGUCGAAGUUUUUUUGUGUUGUUUUCUCUUCUGAAAAAAGUUACAGAGCCAGCUGAACUCUCUCCUUCUCCCUCUCUCUCUAUCUCUCUGCAUCCAAAGAAUUACCGAUAAGGAGACAUUGCACUAUUAUUUUGUGUUGUUUCUAUUUAUUGUAUUUUUGCACUAACGAUGCACACCACGCAAAAGGACACGACCUACACGAAGAUUUUUGUCGGGGGGCUUCCCUACCACACCACGGACUCAAGUCUCAGGAAAUAUUUUGAGGUUUUUGGUGAGAUUGAAGAAGCGGUGGUCAUCACUGACAGGCAGACCGGCAAGUCUAGAGGUUAUGGAUUUGUGACGAUGGCCGACCGCUCGGCCGCAGAUCGGGCCUGCAAGGACCCCAACCCAAUCAUCGACGGCAGGAAGGCCAAUGUCAACCUGGCCUACCUGGGGGCCAAACCUCGGGUGAUGCAGCCAGGUUUUACCUUUGGUGUUCCCCAAAUUCACCCUGCGUUCAUCCAAAGGCCUUAUGGCAUCCCGGCCCACUACGUGUACCCUCAGGCCUUCGUUCAGCCUAGCAUGGUCAUCCCUCACGUGCAGCCUGCCGCUGCUGCACCUGCCACCGCCUCCUCCCCGUACAUCGACUACACCGGAGCUGCCUAUGCACAGUAUUCAGCAGCCGCAGCCAGCGCCGCCGCCGCCGCAUACGAGCAGUAUCCUUACGCCGCCUCCCCUGCUGCCACGGGCUACGUGACCACAGCAGGCUACGGCUACGCGGUCCAGCAGCCUUUAGCCACCACCGCCCCGGGCUCGGCCGCCGCCGCAGCCGCAGCCUUCGGCCAGUACCAGCCUCAGCAGUUGCAGGCCGACCGCAUGCAGUAGCAGCCACUGCAACCACUGGACUUGCAGAGAGAGGAGGCCCGACCCCGGCCACAGCUGAUUUACUACAAGGAGCGAAGGAAAAGGAAGAGGGAGUUGCCUUAAGAGUGUGACGUGUCAGCAACUCAGAGGCAGAGUUGCUUUAAAAAGGUGGUGAUGGUGGUGGUGAUGAUGGUGGUGAUGAUGAUGGUGGUGAGGUGGGAACUUUUUACAGUAACUUUCCAACUUGCUGUGCUUCAACCAAAAAAAACAAAAAGCAGAAAAUGAAAAAAAGUCGCAGAACAAAUAAUGAAAACGGUUUAUUAUUGUUAUUGUUAUUACUAUGAUCAUUAUUAUCAUUACUAUUAUCGUUGUAGUAGAGUACUUAUUUCUAGAGAGAAGAUCCAGGAACUAAUCCCUGUGGUUGGUAUAGGUGUUCAACUAAGCCUUCAAGUCCUAUUGCUGUCUUUAACGUUAGUUUAGGAAAAUGCUCUCUUUUUUUUUUUUUUUUUUCCACUUGUCGUGUUCCACAAGUGUUUUCAGUUAUUUAAUGCCCUCAUAACAUUUAUAUUUAUUACUGUCAUGAUUACACAAUGAGGGCUCUGCUUGUUCUUUUUUGUCUUUUCAAGUGCAUUUUUUGGAGUUAAUAUUUUCUGAUAAUCAGGGAAAUGGAACCGUUUCCAAUGUGUUAGCUAUUAUUAUUAUUAUUAUUAUUAUGUGACCUCUGUCAGGAAGUCGAGGAGUCGGAACUUGUCGUGUCACACACAUUUGAAGAACUACUUUUUUCUUUUUUCUUUUUUUUUUUUUAAAUCUUCCUGAUGCUGAAUGUCCCUUUUUUUUUUUUUUUUUACUCUGUGUCUCGACCUCUUGACCUAUGCAAAGCAAACAAAUCACCAUGAGACGAAAAAAAAAACAACAACAAACAAAAAGACAGAAAAAAAAAAAACUGAAAAUGUCAUCAACUCUGACUCGACUCUUGGACUAAAAGGGGAACUUGGCAAACAAAACAAAGGCACUGACAAAAGGAGGGAGGUUGAAAACGGCCUCAGACAAUGAGAAACACUAAAUCUGUUGCUUUUCCACAUUUCGCUCACACGUACACUGACGCAUACAUCCAGAGUUGCACACAUAGCAGUCGGAAGACAAAGGCAGCACAGUGGCAUUUUCUCUCUUCUGGAGAGAGAAAGGGGGAAAGAAAAAAAAAAAAGAGAGAGAGAGAGAGAGAGAGCAGCUGCUGGUGGGGGUUGGACAGAGCCGCUCCAGCGCCGCACAGACGGAUCACUCUGGAAAGAACGCAUCACUUGUGCUCGUUUGUUGAGCUGUCACAUUUUAAUCCCCGGCCGAGCCCAUUGGGAACCGACUUUACACCCCCUUCCACCCGCCGCGGAGCCCCCCGCCGCUCUGCCGCUGUCAGCAUUUCCACCUCUGUUGCUGCUGCAGUCUGGCGUCAGGUACAAACACUUCAACCAAAGCCACCCUGACAACUGGCCUGCCUCAUGUCUGUCAAGAACACCAGGUGGGGAGGUGGAGAGAGAACAGGGGCUUGUCUCCUCUUUGACUUUACGUUGGUCCGUGUGCCUUACAUUUUUACUGCUAUUUAAGAGAAGAAGAAGAAAAAAAAAAACUGAAAAAAGAGAGAAAUCUACUAUUUAAGAUAUUUAUUUUUGAGGGUUGACUAUGUUGACGAGAGUAGAGACUUAGUGGCGGUACUGUAUUAAUAAUAUUAUUAUGUACUCAUCUCAAGGCAUAUAUAAGUUAUUGAUUAGUUUUAUUAUUAUUAUUAUUAUGAUUACAACUAUUAUUAUUAUUAACAUACUCAACCAAAAAUGUUGAUGUAGGAGUUAUUUAAAAUACUGUUACGUGCACUGUACUUUUAUUUUUUAUCUUUUUGAUUCUUUAGAACAUUAAAUAUUAGCUUAAUGCCUUUUGUAUGGAAGAACUUUAUUUAAAUGCAGACCUGUUUGCAUGCAGAUUGUACUCUGCCUCUUCUGUGUUUAGAUAAGAGGAGAAAAAAAAAUAACCAUAACUUUGACAAAAACAAGCAAAAAUGCUGCUUUUUUCUCUACUAGAAUGUAUAGUCGUUGUCGAGGUUUCAGUAGCUGUGCUUCUUUUGCUUAAUAUUCAUCAGAUGGGCUAUUUUACACUGUUGGGAAUUUUUAUACUUGAACUCUUUCUUACAAGGGAAAUAUGAAAAAUAAAUGACAAAAAAAAACUUUUUAAAGGAGCUUUUCAUUGUCACUGGAUGAAGGCAUGUAAAGUGUUACUAUUUAAAUGCAAAGGUCCUGUUGAUAUUAAAACCUUUACUUCAGAAUUUCAACACCAUUUACUCAAAUUGGAAUAAAAUGUUCUAUAUUUAAAAAAAAAAAAAAAA
Stegastes partitus (bicolor damselfish) is the source of this 3322-nucleotide messenger RNA. It is a transcript of the gene rbm24a, whose product is annotated as RNA binding motif protein 24a. The record is from RefSeq and is a predicted model, not a curated record. Gene Ontology annotation, cellular component: cytosol; nucleus. Lineage: Eukaryota; Metazoa; Chordata; Actinopteri; Pomacentridae. Gene Ontology annotation, molecular function: mRNA 3'-UTR binding. The coding region runs from base 280 to 975 and encodes 231 amino acids. The transcript has 4 exons. Gene Ontology annotation, biological process: mRNA stabilization; regulation of alternative mRNA splicing, via spliceosome; positive regulation of myotube differentiation.